ACAACUUUUUACCAUCAUUGAAAAAUAAUAUUGAAACUAGAAAACGUGAUGUGAAAUGCUGGUCUACAUGUUUGAGAUAUAAUUGAGCUUAUUUCUUAAUGAUUUUGAAUAAAAAUUGUAUAUUAUUUACAUAACAGGUUAAUUUUUACACUGUUUUACGUUUAUUAGACAUAUUUUACGAGACUUCUGAAUUGAUAGGAUGCUCACUCACGUAGUAAAUUUUGGAUUGAAAUUUCAAGAAAAUCCCAAGUCUUUAUAAAAUGCUCUAUGAAAUCUAAUAUUGCAUUAAAUGUACAGUUAAGUUGUUAUAAAUGCUUUGGUCCCACAAGCCAUACAAUUAUGCCACAUACUAGUGCUUGGCUGUGAUUAAUAUAUUGGUUACUUUAUAGUGAACAGCUAAACAGGUCGUGCGUUUUCAACUUUAUAAGAAAAUAGAUGGUUAAGUCUCUCAAAAUAAGAGCAUUUCUACAAUUAAACAAGAAACAUUCGUAAAUUUUGAUGAAUUUAAUAUUGUGAACUGAGUUUCAGCCUUUCCUUUGCAAAUAACUAGGACUUUACUAUAUAGUUCCUCACUCUGAUAGUAGAUAGACCGCUUACUUCGCUAUGUCUAAGUUUCUUAUCGUUCUAUCCUUACUAAUUUUAAAUAUUUCUUACAUUGGUGUGCUCUGUCAUCGUGGACCAUCGGACACUCCGAUCUCCACUAUCGAGCCUCCAUACGAAAAGACGGAACAUCCGUUUCCGCCUCAGUUGGACUUAUGGGGAAAGAAUAGAACCAGUUACCCGACUAAUGCCCAUUGGACUAAUUUCGUUUUGGAAGAUGGUGAUUUACCAGGAGCACCUCUACCAUUUGUUAUGCACGCGCUUGCAGAUGGUCCGGUUUUGAGUUAUCCGCAUAUAACUUGUGACUCUGCGACGUGCUUUGCAAUGCCUACACUUGACUUUAAGGCGAGUGCUUCUGAAAUUACAGAGUCGUCUUCUCAUUAUGUAGCGGAUUUUGACGAACUUUCUUUGACAAUGCAAUGGUCGCCGUCUUCAUCCCCUAAAUCCAGGCAUUAUAUGAGGAUGAACGCUAACGCGAACGACGGGAUGAACGCUAACGCGAACAGGGGCAGUAGAACGAGAACAGCCGGUAGAGGUAACAGAUCUGACCAUAGUCGUGGACAUAGGUCUGGUGAUAGUGCCUCUGAUCUGAGAUCAGUAGAGGUGAACCGAUCUCGCUAUUCAGCAAGAUCAGGAUCGUCAUAUUCGUCGGCAGAAGAUUGUUCGGAAAUUAUUUGUGGAAUUCCAAGCGACUAUUUGACAGUGCAUGCCGUUUAUGGUUCUCCGUACAUGACGUUGAAGUAUGGUGGACUUACUCCAGUCUUUACUUCUCCAAACUCUAUUGAAAAGGUCAAUGAUCAAAAUUCAGACAAAUCUUUCACAGGCACGAGAUUCAGCGUAACUUUUAACACCGGAAAUCGUUACAUCAUUUAUGUAUUGAACGGCUCUAUUACUCUGGACUGGGAAGGUAAUAAAUUGGUGUCUAAAAGCCGUUAUAGUGGUGUAAUACGUGUGGCAGUUGCCAAUACAGACGAUAUAGAAGAAUUGUUAGAUGAGCACGUUACUCCUUACCCAAUCGCGGGUAAGAUUUCAACUAGUUUUUCAGGUGAUAAUGGAGAAAUUGUAUUUGACUGGAUUACUGAAGGUGAUGGGGAUGAUGAUGAUUUGCUCAUGUUGACGCUGCCUCAUCACCGUCAGUGCCUGGAGAACAAGGACUUUCUGCAGCCCAAGUGGUCAUCUCUUAAGGGUGACAUGCUCGGUAUACUGGGAUCAAAAUGGAAAAUGAUUGAGCCUUUGACAAAGAUUGAAUUCCGAGCGCCGCGAGGGAUUAGUCAGGACAAGUUAGAUGACGUCAAAGCAGCUAUAGUAGACGAUUUGGCAGAAGUCCCUAUUCCGACUGACACGUAUUCAUUUGGUAAAGUGUCAGCACGAUAUGCGCGACUUGCUCUUAUUGCAGAUGAGGUAGGAGAUACCAAAUCUCUUGACGAGUAUUUGAGUCGAUUAGAGUCUUCCUUGACUCCUUGGCUCAGUAAUAGCAAUGAAAACAAGUUGCUGUACGAUACCAGUUGGGGUGGCAUCAUUUCUACAUUUGGGAGGGACGACUCGGGAGCAGAGUACGGUCAGGGCUGGUAUAACGAUCAGCACUUCCACUGGGGUUAUUAUCUUUAUUCAUCAGCAGUUUUGGCAAAAUUCAAGCCAGAAUGGGGCAAUCAGUAUAAGGAAGCCGUUAAUGCGUUGGCAAGAGCCAUUGCCAAUCCAUCACCAGAUGACGAAUAUUUCGUUACUACUCGUUAUAAGGAUUGGUAUGUUGGACAUUCAUGGGCAUCAGGUUUGUUCCCGUUCGGCGAUGCGAAAAAUCAAGAAUCCACAUCUGAGUCGGUUAACGGAUAUUAUGGUCUUUAUCUAUGGGGCUUGGCAAUCAAUGAUGAGCAUAUUAAGAAUUGGGGUCGCCUUCUGUUGGCAACAGAAAUACGCUCUAGCAAGCUGUAUUGGCAAAUUCCUUCAAAGGAGGACAGCGUCUACCUGCCCCCUUUUACCGAUAAUACGUGUGUUGGGAUUGUAUGGUGCACAAAGGUUGAUUAUACCACCUGGUUCGGAAACCAAGUAGAAUACAUUCAUGAGAUUCAACAGAUACCCUUUACUCCUAUAAGUGAAGAGCUGUUAGGUAAAGAGUGGAUAGAAGUUGAAUAUCCGGAUGUAGCGUCAGGGUUGACCAGAGAAGAUCCACCUAUUCAAGAAGGCUGGAAAGGAUUUAUCUAUAUGACUCAGUCUAUCAUAGACAAGGAGGGCGCUUGGAAUAAUGCCAAAGGCUUGACUGCCUACGACAAUGGAAACUCCAAGUCGAAUACUUUAUACUUCAUCGCUACUCGGGAUUGACCUUUGACCACAUGAAUUUUGGCCUAAAAUGUAUUACAUGAUGUUGGUAUUCAAUUUUUUAGAGUAUACAUAAUGUAUUAAACACAAACAAGAUUUCACUUUUUAAA
Messenger RNA from Schistocerca gregaria, 3023 nucleotides. RefSeq lists its product as uncharacterized. Gene Ontology annotation, molecular function: endo-1,3(4)-beta-glucanase activity. The record is from RefSeq and is a predicted model, not a curated record. Bases 604 to 2916 code for a protein of 770 amino acids. NCBI's taxonomy places the organism in Eukaryota, Metazoa, Arthropoda, Insecta, Orthoptera, Acrididae. The transcript has 3 exons.